AUGAGCGAGAGACAAGGAACCGGGGCUACAAAUGGGAAAGACAAGACGUCUGGUGAGAAUGAUGGGCAAAAGAAGGUCCAGGAGGAAUUUGACAUAGACAUGGACGCGCCAGAGACAGAGCGGGCGGCCGUGGCGAUACAGUCCCAGUUCAGAAAAUUCCAGAAGAAAAAAGCGGGGUCCCAGUCCUAG
This is a messenger RNA of Cinclus cinclus, 189 nucleotides long. RefSeq names its product Purkinje cell protein 4 (gene PCP4). The transcript is spliced from 3 exons. Bases 1 to 189 code for a protein of 62 amino acids. Gene Ontology annotation, cellular component: cytoplasm. The record is from RefSeq and is a predicted model, not a curated record. Gene Ontology annotation, molecular function: calcium ion binding; calmodulin binding. Lineage: Eukaryota; Metazoa; Chordata; Aves; Passeriformes; Cinclidae.